Messenger RNA from Malaya genurostris, 2674 nucleotides. RefSeq names its product shootin-1. The transcript is spliced from 7 exons. NCBI's taxonomy places the organism in Eukaryota, Metazoa, Arthropoda, Insecta, Diptera, Culicidae. The record is from RefSeq and is a predicted model, not a curated record. The coding region runs from base 529 to 2466 and encodes 645 amino acids.
ACGCCAGACAUCCAGUCAGUUGCCACUUUAGCGUCCAGUCGGACGGCUGUCUUUGCGUCGCUGCUCGGUAAGCUACUUUUGCGUUGGUUGUGUGGUGUUUGUGGUUUCGAUGUUCGUGAGUUCAGUGUAGGCUGAGGUGCCCGCGCAUGUGCAUUUCUGAUGUAGUAGUGCCGGUGGAAUUGGGAUUGAUUGCUGUGUGUGCAGUUGGCUUUGUUGGACUUUAGAUGUGGCAGCAGAUGUGAAGAAUCGUGAAGGAAAGAAGUGCAAACAGAACAAAAACAACGUUGAUCAAAGCUACGAGCGUGAGUCAUCCCGGUGAGGUUUGAAAGUUGUGUACCGUGUUUGUGCUGCUGAACGGAUAUUCUUUGCGGUGCUGGCUGGUUAAUUAGACAUUCGCGUCAGUGCAACUAAAGACACGUGAAAAUUAAAGCAAACAUCCGAUUCCGCACAGACCCUCGCUAAUUUAUUGCGCGUCCAGCGACCAGCAAAUGUCUGCGACCUGUCCCUAAUCCGGCCGAUCCGCACACUAUGGACAUUUCACAGUCUUCAGCGUCCACAUCGCCGUCCCGGCGCAGCAGCAUACCGAUUCCGAAGCGCAAGAGUUCACUCCAUCUCUACAUUGCCAACACAAUCAGCCAGGGUCAGUCGUCGGGAACCAACUCGCAUUCCCCGUCGCCAUCGUCGGCUUCAUCGACCCACGAAGACCAGCAGCAGGGUGGCCACCCGGGCGGACUGGUGGAGGGUUAUACCUUUUCUCCGUCCAAUUCGACUUCGUCCUCCCGAUCUGCUACGGCCAUGAGUAUGCACAGUUCUCUGUAUAUUCCCCGUAGCGGCAGCGGCUACCCUGCGGCGGUUGAAGUUAGUUCCAACGACUAUCUGCAGCUGCGUGAGAAUCACAAUCGGCUGAUCAACAAGUGCGAAGAAAUGGUUAGACGCAACGAAGCUCUCGAAAACACAAAUCAGCUGCUGAAAAAAAGUAUCGGCACUCUUCAAAUCGACGUAAUCGGUCUCAAAAAGGAACGAUCCGAAUUCAUCGAUAAAAACCGAAAAUUAAAGAAAAAGCUAAUUGAAAUUGUCCCUGCUUCUGCGGGGAGUGCAAGCAGCAGUGACGAGGAAAAUUCAGAUAAUGCCGGAGCGAAAUCCUCGAAACCAAUGUCCCCGGUGGAAGGUAAAAGCUCGAAGGAAAGCGAAAUGGACAGUCUGCUGAACGAAAUGGAAAAGCUGAAGUCUUAUCUUAACAAUGUGGAGCUGCAACUGUACGAAGCGAACGAAAAGAUAUCCGAGCUACAAGAGAGUAAGCAACAAGCUGAAGAAACAAACGAAAAGUUGCGUGCGGAGAACACUGAACUCAGCAAAAUCGCGCGACUGAUGUCGGUCAACAUCCUGGAAUCGAUUGAUACAAGCAAACGAUUGGAGAAUUCCUACAUCCAGGUGCGACGAGAACGUGACAACCUGGCGCGUCAAAACCGGGACUCGGUAGACUCGAAAACCGGCCCCAAUGAGGAGAUCCAGAAAAUUCGAUCCGAAAUGGAACUCAAGCGAAAAACGUUUGAGGCACAGUUUAUAGAAUAUAAAUCACUAAUGGAGCAGGAGCUUUCGCGCAACACCAAUGAACAAAUCGUAACACUACAGCUGGAGGUUGAUAGAUUAAAGCAGGAUCUUGCGGAAAUGCUAACCCGUGCCGAGCGCGCCGAGGAUGAAGCACGAGAACUGCGAACCUUGCUUCGUGUCAGUCAGUUGCAAGAACGUCAAUUUUACUCUCAAUUAGAUUUGGACAAGUUGAGCCUCCGAGGUGGAGAUGGUGAUAACGAUUCGUUGCUGUCCGGAAUGAGCGGACUCGUUGGCUCAACGCUGGUGGAUCCAGUCCAAACAGUAGCACCUCCUCCACCGCCACCAGUUCCACCACCUCCUCCUCCGCCGACCUUACUAUUCCCUUUAGCCGGAACGGCAGGAACCGGAACAAGAACAGUGGGACUGAGCGAAGCAAUCUCUAUGCAAAAAUUAAAUCACGUCGGAAUGAAGCAUGCAAACGGCAGACCACAGCAAGCAACAGGUCUAGAUUCCGUGAUUGCCGAUAUCAAGAGUGGCCGCGUGACACUCCGACGGCGCAAACCGAACGUGCUGAGGGAACUAGAGGGCACCACCGGUGGUUCCAGUUCCAACAUUGACCCUGCCGAAUCCGACACCGCUGGUAGCAGUAGGCGAAGUCAGCAGAGCUACAGUCAAUUGGCAGCGAAAAAUCCCGCUCUCCGUGAAAUGUACGAGAUUCUCGAACGCAUGAAGCGACGAAAUCGAAAAUCAAAGAUCAUCUUUGAAUCUGAUUUGGUUCCAGCAGUUGGUAGCGAAGAAAAAGGUUCCACAGGAGUGUUGCAUGCGCGGGAUGAACCGGAAACUGCUGUCAGUGAUACGACGGAUGGGGUGGGGAAAAGUUUUCGAACUGUGAUUACCGGUGUUGUUGAUGUUUAAAUUUAUGAUGUUCAUCAUCGGCACGUAUUUUUAAAAACAUUCUGAACGUGAUUCAGCCUAACAUAUUGCAUUUUUUACUUACUGAUUCUGAUAGAAAAUCUAAAUUUUUUACUUAGCUAAUUUUAGUUUUAUUGAAUAGUUGUUUAGUGUUAAUUAAUAACGAUCGCGAAAAGAAUACCUGAAUUAAUAAUGCGAAGAAAAUCAUAAA